Dendroctonus ponderosae (mountain pine beetle) is the source of this 2053-nucleotide messenger RNA. RefSeq lists its product as uncharacterized. NCBI's taxonomy places the organism in Eukaryota, Metazoa, Arthropoda, Insecta, Coleoptera, Curculionidae. The record is from RefSeq and is a predicted model, not a curated record. The transcript has 5 exons. Bases 171 to 1277 code for a protein of 368 amino acids.
GACUUAGCUUACAUAGUGCAUAAAGCCUUUUCUACGACACAGACCUUCUUCAGCCUUCGAUAGUACCACCGGCUUCAGUAGUCAAGGACGCACGCGAAGAAUUACACUUAAACUUGACAAAAUACGAGGCCGCGAAUUUUAUUCUGACUUUGAACAAUAUUUUUUUUAAAAUGCGUGUUUUAGUUUUCGUUGGUUUGCUGUGCGCGGUACAGGUUGAGUCCCAGUCGAAUUUCUGGGACUAUUCCCAAAAUUUUUUAACAAAGCUCCUGAGGCAAGGAAAAAAUUCCGUUGAACGCAUUGUGACUUCGACCCCCGUUCCAAUCACUUCAGUCGUCAGAAAUACGAGCUCGCCAACAAAAGUCACCACCCCCUACACAACCAUUUUUUUCACCAACAAAACUCAGCCUAGCUCUCCUGCAACCCCAAGUACCACCACAACAUUUACAUCUACCCAAACUGAAUCUUCCAUUAUUACAAAAACCUACACUUCUACGGCCACCAGCACUACCCCAUUCACUAGCACGCUAUCAGAUUUUAGUACCGCUAGCACAAUUUUUGACACAACCACUCCUGAUUUUGUUGCAACCACCGGAGAACCAAGGGAGAACCCAAAUAGCCACGACUUUUACCUUCCACAUAUCAAAAGGGAAAAACCGCACAUCAAAAUGUCAUCUAAUAUUAGUCAGAACUUAUUGCCAUUGCUUGCUGGAGUUAGCGAUGCUUCAGCCACGCCAACUAAAUACCAUUAUUAUCCCCACAACCAACACAUAUAUUUGCUACCAGAAUGUGCAAUUCAACAGGUUUGCACUGCUGUAUACGUGAGAUUUAACUGGACUCAACCUUUAUGCGCUUGCCCCCCAAGAUACAAGAACCCAUGUUCGGUUUCUCUUAAUUCGGAUGACCUGCAUACUACAGAGCUAAGCAUCAAUAGAAAAUCAAGGAAGGCCCUCACACUGGCAAAGACGUGCGAACCGACCAGUGAAAUGAGAAUAUGCAGGGCUCCUAGAGACUGGUCCUUGCUCGCUUUGCAGAAUAUCCGAACAGGAAAAUCUCAUUAUCUGGUGAUUUGUAGAUGUCCUGAUAGUAGCACUUUAGAGGGUCCGAUGUCGCAUGAUCAACCAACAUAUGCAAGUGUGCCGGGAAUAAGAGUCUAUGGAAUGAUGUGCAUAGAUAACAAACGCAGAGGAAGACCAUUAAGAACCACACGAAGCCUUGAAAUCCCACCAUUCCCAUGGAAAACGGCUAAAGAAUUGGCCGCAACAGUAGUAUGGAACUAAGAAGAUCGCAAUAACCGCUAUAUAGAUAUGGUCGGUUGUGAUGACAUUAAAUCUAUUUAAAUCGAAAUUAAUUGAUUAAAUAUUUAUCGCCUAUUUACUGGUAGAAUGUACUUUUAAGAUAUUUUUAACCUAAUUAUUGAAGUAAUUAUAAUUGCAGUACAGUAAGGUCCAUAAAUCUUAAGACGAUCUCAUCGGUAAUCUUUCAUGUUUAAACAUUGAAUCUUGUAGAUGUAGGUGAACUUCGAGUACCUAAUUAAAACUCAUUAAAAUUGUUUAAAUCACGUUUAGAAAAUCCCUCUUCUGCAAUUUUAAUAAAUUGACCAUUUUCUUUGACACAUAAAAAGUAGAUUAAAUUAAAAAAAAAAAUUUAGCUGCGCUGUAUGUGAACUCACGGUUAGUGAACAAUGAAUUAUAGCUAUAAGACAGAUAAACUGUAAAAUAUUAGGAUUUACUUGGCCAUAUUUAAAAUCCUGCUUUGGCAAUAAUAAGUUGUCAAGGUAAAGUGUGUGUUUUCGCGUGCAAUAUUACUCCCACUCUGAUCAAUAGAAGUUACAAAAACUCAAUACAGCCAUCCACUUUUGCAUGCUGGAAUGUUUUUUAAAUGUGGCUAAAAUUGAGGGUUUUUCACCAUCGCAUUUCAAUAAUAUUAGGCAUAGCACCGUAGUCGGACUUAGGGUACUUAUUUUCAUAUUUAUUAUUGUUGAAUCGUCGAUUAACUUCGAACCAUAGCGCAAAUUCAUGUAUAUAUUUUAACGCAUUAAAUCGUACCUACCUUU